Molecule: messenger RNA, 771 nt
Organism: Drosophila biarmipes
Lineage: Eukaryota; Metazoa; Arthropoda; Insecta; Diptera; Drosophilidae
Exons: 3
Coding region: 77-547 (156 amino acids)
Source: RefSeq, a predicted model, not a curated record
GCAGUAUACAUAAGUAAGCCUCGCAGUUCAACUUGAAAUCCUUCUAAACAUAAAUCCGAAAUUAACACAGCAUAAAAUGAAUACAAUAGUGAUUUUUAUUAUUUCUCUUUUUCUCGGCUUACGACUCUGGACGGGAGUUGUCGCGGCACCAGCCACCAAAGAUCUGCCUGGAGAGCUGCCAACGCCCAAUAACACGGUCCAAUCCCUGCCAGAGAUCACUGAUCCAAUUUUGGCUCUUCAAAAGAUUCCGAAAUACCUAAGACGCCUGAAGAUCGAUGUGGAAAGCGAACUGCAGGGGAGGAUUAGGCCAAAGCUCUCGAUAUGGCCACCCUUCCUUGGGUUUUCUGUGGAGCAGUCAAAAACCAGCGAUAUUAAGCCCAAUCCACAGAGCCAUGUUGCUGAUGUCAAGCCAAGUACAAGUGUUGGAAAUUUGAAGCUAGUGUUCAUCCUCUUAGAGCGCGUCUGGAAAGACGCCAACGCACUCAUAAACAAGAAAAUGAAAGGAAGAGACAAUGGGGUUCAGGUGAUUUCGAAUGAGAGGACUUGAUGACAUUUUUUGAGAAAGAAGUUUAUUUCAAAUUCACUUUUGGACGACGACAAAGGUCAAAGAAGGGGAAAAGGCAGUGUCCAGAUUGGUAAAUAAAAAGGGAAGGAUAAGAGAACUUGCAGAGGAGGUUGUCCAGAUAAAAGAAAUACUCCACACAAAGCUUUCAAAACAAGAGGGCAGUGAAAGAAGUCGUUUCCAAAUAAUAAACAACAGGUGACAGGGUA